This is a messenger RNA of Tuber aestivum (summer truffle), 1091 nucleotides long. NCBI's taxonomy places the organism in Eukaryota, Fungi, Ascomycota, Pezizomycetes, Pezizales, Tuberaceae. The record is from the annotation of a GenBank genome assembly.
AUGCUCAUUUGUGAUCUGGUUGCACAAUUGCCAGGAAGUCAGACGGUUUUGCCAAUCAAUGUGAUUACUGCACUGGUAGGAUCACCUGUUGUGAUCUGGAUUAUUGCAGGGCCUACUAAAUUAAGAGGAUUCUAAUGGAAGCGCAAACCACAUUAUUACAGACCUCAGCACUAGCCAUAGGUUACAAAGCAGGAAAAGGGAAGUCCAAAGUCAUUGCCGGGCCUUUAAAUUUAGAACUUCAUGCCGGGCAGCUUGUUUGUCUGCUAGGCCCGAAUGGUUGCGGUAAAUCUACACUGCUCAGAACUAUCUCUGGAUUACAACAGCCAUUGAAAGGUGAAAUUAUAGUGGAAGGUGGAGCGCUGAACAAGCUUAAACCAGCACAAGUUGCAAAAAAAAUAAGUCUGGUACUCACUGAUAAUGUCAGAGCUGGUAACCUGGAUGUUUAUUCGCUCAUUUCAUUGGGGCGUUAUCCUUAUUCAGGGUGGUUAGGCAUAUUGACUGAACAUGACAAACAGAUUAUUGAACAGGCUAUAAAAGCCACAGAUACCGAAGCUUUUAUAGGCAGAAAAAUGGAUAGCCUGAGUGAUGGAGAGUGUCAGAAAGUGAUGCUCGCCAGGGCAAUGGCACAAGAUACCCCACUGAUUAUUUUAGAUGAGCCUACUGCUCACCUUGAUUUGCCCAGCCGGAUACAACUGAUGCGUUUAUUGCAUCAGCUUGCUAAAGAAACCAAUAAAGCGAUUUUACUUUCUACACAUGAACUUGAUUUAGCACUGCAGGUUGCUGACCAGAUCUGGCUGAUGAGCAGCGGCGGACAGCUGGAUGCCGGGUUGCCAGAAGAACUGGUUUUAAACGGGGCUUUUCAACAUGCAUUUGAGAAAGAUGGAAUUGUCUUUGAUGCGGCGAGCGGCACCUUUAAUAUUCAUUAUGCAGGGAAACGCGGUAUUAAAGUGACAGGAGAGGGCGUUGCUGCUUUCUGGACUAAAAAGGCUCUGGUCAGAAAUGGCUUUAGUAUAGCUUCAGCAGCAACUCAUCCCCUGAAUGUUUCUAUUAGCGGAGAAGGAGCAGAUACGCUCUGGACUGUACAAAGAUAA